AUGCCCGAUCUUUGCCAUAAAAUUAAAGAUGUUCAAUAUCAUACAUGGCAUGUUACUGAUUGGAAAAAUUUAGAAAAAAGGUUAACAGGUCCUGAAUUUACUGCUGGUGGUCGGAAUUGGCGUCUUUUGCUUUUUCCUUUUGGAAAUUAUAACUAUAAUAAUAAGGACCACGUUGGUAUUUAUUUGGACUUCGUUGAUCCAUAUGAUGAUUUACAUAUUACUGUACAGUUCGCUUUACUUUUGUGGAAUCAAAAAGAGCCAACAAAAUUUGUUAGUCAUGAAACAUAUCAUCUUUUCACCGUUGGAGAAAGUGAUUGGGGUUUUACAGGAUUUUAUGACUUAAAUAAGCUAUUCGUCCCAGCUGAUGGGCGAACUCAUCCACUAAUUGAAAAUGAUGCCUGCAAUGUUACUGUUCUCGUUCGUGUUCUCGAAGAUCCAACUAAAUAUAUUGGUUUAAAAGGUCGAGGGUGUUGCUUAAAUUCAGUGAUACAAUUACUUUAUUACAUAAGAUACCUUCAAAAGGCUUUAUAUCAAAUUCCCAUGGAAAGUGAUAAAUCAGCAAAAUGUAUUACUUCGGCUUUACAACGGAUUUUUUAUCAAUUAAAUGUUUCACACACUGAGGUUGAAACAAUGGAGCUAAAAAAAUUUUUUGGUUGGAAUACAUUUAAUAUGGGUAAUAUUCGAAAUUUCAUUAACAUACUCCAAGAUGAUCUUGAAAAUAAAAUGAAGAAUACAAAGGUUGAUGGUACAAUUAAUAAACUCUUUGCCGGCAUGAUAAAAACUCAUAUUAAAUGUGACAACGUGGAUUAUGAGUAUCAACGUGUUGAUGAGUACUACGAAGGUGAAACCCUUGAUGAUUCCUUUAUGAACUUUAUUCAAGAAGAAACUUUGGAUGGAAAUAAUAAAUACGAUACAGAUUAUUAUGGCUUGCAAGCUGCAAAAAAAAGGGCAACCUUUGAAAGUUUCCCACCUGUAUUGCGCAUAUAUUUAGACUACGAUUCGGAUCCGGAUGGUAAUUACGAGUAUCCCACCGAAAUUGAUUUACAAAAAUAUUUAUCUUCUCCAAAUGUAGAUAAAUCAAAAUCGUGUAGAUAUUUAUUAUAUGGGUUAAAGUUUAACGAUGACCAAAUUACUCUUGAAUCAUAUGGAGAAAUAUUUCAGGAAUCCCACGUUGUACAUAUGUUAGUAUAUAUUUGUGAAUCUGAUGCCAAUGAAAUAUUAUCUCCAAUACUUCCUAAAGACAUACCGGAUUGUUUGCAUGAAGAAAAAGAAAGUGACUUACAUAUGCAAACCUGGAUUGUAACUGAAGAGACAUUUAAAGGCCACAAAGGACUAGGCCUUAUUGAUUUCAAUAAUGAACAAUAUCCAUUUUCUCAUGCCUUUCAAUUUAACAUUUUAAAAGAGAGUACCUAUGGUGAUUUUAAGAAAACGGUCUCCGCAAAGUUCGAAAUUCCUAUUAACAGAAUGAAGUUCUGGGUGAUUCUAAAUCGAUCUAAUAAAAUAAAUAGACUACAUGAGCCUGUAACGGAUGAUUUUCUUGACAAAUCAAUGAAAGAUGUCAAAACGGAGUUAGUAAAGCAAGAUGGCGAAUUGGUAUUAUAUAUGGAAGUGUUGGAAAAUGAUGUGCCAUUACAUAGUAAUAUGAUUAUCGUCUUUCUUAAAUAUUUUAAUCCAGAGGCACAAUUAUUAGAAGGUCUUGGCCACUUGCGCGUUCAGAUACAUAGUAGAAUUGAUAGUAUCUUUCCAAUUAUCUGUGCUAAGACGAAUUUACCACCCAAAUCACUUUUUGAUAUAUACGAAGAAUUUGCAUCAGAUAUGAGUAAAAAGAUGAUACCAAAAUUUACCUUCAAAAUGGCUGGAAUACAAAAUGGUGAUAUAAUAUGUUUACAAAAAACAUUAAAAAAUAGAGAGAUUCAAAAACUUGAUUAUGCAGGCCGAAUCCAUAAUAUCCCUCAAUUUUAUGAAUCGUUAUCAAUGAAUAUUAUCGUUCAGUUCAAAUCAAAUGUCGGAUAUAAGGAUCCGAUACCUGAAUUUACAUUGGUUUUAAAUAAGGAGAUGACUUAUAAAAGUAUUGCUAGACAUGUCGCUAUUUAUCUUAACACAGAUCCUUUAAGGUUGCGAUUUACGACAUCAGGAUAUCUAAAAAAAGAAAUCAAAGAAACAACUAGUCAAACUUUAUUAGAGAUACUCCGAUCUUCAAC
Cetraspora pellucida is the source of this 2201-nucleotide messenger RNA. Lineage: Eukaryota; Fungi; Glomeromycota; Glomeromycetes; Diversisporales; Gigasporaceae. The record is from the annotation of a GenBank genome assembly.